AUAGAUAGAUAGACACUAGUUGUUGACCCCAUCUCAGCACCUCGGCUGGUGAGUACAUAUUGGGCUCGGAAUCACAGCUGCUGCAAGAAUUGUCUCUGUAUAGACAGUCUCCAUGCCUGCUACCAGGUCUCAGCGUUCUUCGCUGUCCGACGGUUCUUUGUCCACGCUCUCCGUAUGUAGUUCACGCCGUUGGCUUGUAACCACUAAUGCCUCCUGUGCAGUCGGAUUCCAUGGUCGAAAUCAAACAUGCACAUGCCCAGGGCCGCGAAGACGGUGAUCAGUUAUCAGCCUCGGCCGUCGAGGAAAGCAAGUAUAGGCUGCUAUACAGCAAGUCUAAAGUAUAUGUCAAACCCACGGCCCACGACAGGGACAAAAUGCCGGGUUUCGUGGCUCUCGUGAAGCGUGAGGCAGUCAAUCCAACUUAUCUACUCGCUUGGAUUCCGGAAAGCUUGCUCUGCGAGAAGGGCACAGGGGAGUGGGAGAAGUUCGUGAAGAUCGAGGAGAGGACGAACUUGGACGAUGAGGACGAAGAUGCGGUCUUGAUCGACCUCCCUGUGCAAAGGCCCGAAUCUUACGCAUUCUCCGUCCCAUUGACAUCUAUAUAUUCACUGUUGGUUCACCCUCCGGCACUGUCGUUAUGGCAUGGAACCAUUGGCAUCAACCUCAUUAAUGGUUCGACUCUGCCGACGUUGCAUUUCCAUGACGAUGAGUCAUUGUCGAUGACUUUCCCGACGCGGCGCAGCAAGAGAGAAUAUUCAAGUUCAUACCCUCCUACGCCGACCCGCUCAAAUCCUCGUCUGCCCGUAUCGUGGGGAGGCGAGGACCUUUUGUCACGACUCAAAUGUUAUGCCCACAUUCUUCGUUCCACCCUCGAGCCAUCUCUGUACCUCGUGGAUCCUUCCAAGGCUGAUAUAGAAACGCAUACAACACAGAUCUUUGAUGACGACGCUAUCGAUGACAUACUAGCCCGGUCUUCUUAUGCCAAUUCUCAUUCUCCAGUUCCAGCGCAUCGUCGCCCGCGCCCUCUUUCCUCUUCAGCGACAAACACGCCUAACCCAUAUUCGGGUCGGUCGUCAGUGUUGCAUCGUUCGCUCUAUCCGCCUUCAGCCAGAAUGGCCCUCCUCCAGUCGUUCUCGAAUAUCACUCGUGCCACGCGGCAUGCUGCUCAGAACAUCCUCUCUCACCCAUAUGCAAAGCCAAUCCUGCCUCACCUACCGGAUCCGGUGAAGUCCUUGGUCAAUGUCAAUGGUGAGUGCGAGUGGGGCAGCUGGGUGGAGAAGGGCGGAGUAGGGGAGUUUGAGAGUGCCCGCGUUUACCUUGCACGGUGGGCGCGAAUAGUCGCCGAAGAAGGAGAUCGGGCGCGUCGAGGAGAAGCGCAGGUGCUCUCAGCCUCUUCGGGGAAUUUGGAGGAGGAAACGUCGUCACUGGGUGUAUUCGAGCUACUGCAGUCAACUAUCAACUUACCGGCACCGAAGACUUCAAGAGAACCUUGGGACCCUGUUGAUGAGGUGACGUGGGAGAAAUGGUUUGACACGGACGGUAGACCGAAGGUGAGAAUGGAGGAGAUGCAAAGAGAGGUGUUUAGGAGGGGAAUAGACCCCACAGGAUCACUGAGGAAGAGGAUUUGGCCGUUCCUUCUCGGAGUACAUCCAUGGGAUGCUGACCACAAAGAGCGCGCCAUAAGUUGGGAAGCAAAGAGGAAACGUUACCACGAGAUUAAAAGCGAGUGGUACGGUGUUUCCGAAGUGUUCGAUCGGCCAGACAUACUUGAAGAACGACAUCGUAUAGAUGUAGAUUGCCGUCGUACAGACCGUACACAUCCGCUCUUCUGCACAGCUUACCCCGACGUUUCGAGUGACGAGGCCCAUCAAGCCCAUCGGCGCAUCACUAUUUCUCCGCAGACUGAUAUCGGGGCGCAGUCGCCGAGUAAUGAGCACGUCGACAAAAUGGCUGGCAUUUUAUUGACAUACAACUUUUAUGACAAAGAUCUCGGAUAUGUGCAGGGCAUGUCCGAUCUUUGUGCCCCUUUGUAUGUAGUCAUGGACACGGAAGAGGAACUGACGUUUUGGUGCUUUGUUAAAGUGAUGAACCGCAUGAGCGAGAACUUUCUUCGUGACCAGAGCGGCAUGAAGAAACAACUGUUAACGUUGCAGGAACUUAUCAGUGUCAUGGAUCCUGAACUUUACCGACAUUUCGAGAAAACAGACGGACUGAACCUUUUCUUUUGCUUCCGUUGGGUACUUAUCGCAUUUAAACGUGAAUUUGUAUUCGACGACGUUCUUCGGCUUUGGGAAGUCCUUUGGACGGACUAUUACAGCAACAACUUCGUUCUCUUUGUUGCACUGGCUGUUCUGGAGUCUCACCGCGACAUGAUCCUGCGGUAUUUGGUAGAGUUCGACGAGGUAUUGAAAUACUGCAAUGAGCUUAGCAUGACCAUCGAGCUGGAUUCAACUCUCGCGCAAGCAGAGGUUUUAUUCCUUUCUUACGCACAACUUGUUGCCGACAUCGACCGGCGUCGGGCGGAAGAUGAGAACCAAUUUUCUUCGUCCAGCAACCUCCGUCACCGCCGGAGCUCGACGUCCAACUCUAUUGGAGCGACGCCGAGAGCCAAGGUAGUACUACCGACGCUAAGUGAGAAUCUGAGGGAAUUGUUGAGAGCCGGACGAUCAUAGUACGUCGAUGGACAUUGAAGGAUACACUCGAUGAGACUGUUGUACUCGAUAGUGUAUGCUACAUGUAACUGCACAUUAUUGUAUCACACCACAGUACACCUCCCACUUACGAAGACAGCACCACGUCUACGCCCCCAAUCACUGCGGAAACGGGUUUUUAAUCAGGUCCGGAGAUAGUCGGGUCAAUGACAAUAACCGUUGUAUAUCCCGAGGGUAGCUACUCCUAAUAAUAUGUCUGAAUAUAGUGCCGAAGUGUUCUCGUUUCGGAGCAUAA
Molecule: messenger RNA, 2946 nt
Organism: Pisolithus orientalis
Lineage: Eukaryota; Fungi; Basidiomycota; Agaricomycetes; Boletales; Pisolithaceae
Product: GTPase-activating protein gyp7
Exons: 12
Coding region: 231-2672 (813 amino acids)
Biological process (GO): activation of GTPase activity
Molecular function (GO): GTPase activator activity
Source: RefSeq, a predicted model, not a curated record